AUGGAUUUUGAGGGGAAAGCGCGAAUUCGAUGUAAUUACACGGCUCUAGUCAACGAUGUGGAUGCCGACAGAGUUAAAGAUUUCUUGUAUGAAAAUGGAACAAUCGAGCAUGAUGAACAUCAGAGAAUAGGAAUAGAAAAAAUAACGGAUAAUGCGAAGGUCCAAAUACUUUUGGAUAUUCUUGAUACAAAGAUAAAUGGAUAUGAGCAACUUCUUCUGGUCUUGAAAAACGAUAACCGGGACGACUUAGUUGACUUACUCCAAGGAACCAAUGUGGAUAUGGCAAAGGUUGAAGAAGAGAGAUCGAAAGAGCAAAAUGCUCUGAUUCAAGUUAUUAAGUGCAACUUCGAAGAAAAGAUGGAUGAAACAAUAGAUGCAGAUGUUUUAGAACAUAUAAUCAGAUUGGAAUAUUUGAGGGAAAGAAAAAAAGUAUUUCCUGGUGAGAUAAAUAAGAUUGAGAAAUGUUUGAAAGAAGUAUUUCCAGUCAUAGAAAUAAGAAAAGGAAGAAGCAAGAAAGCGUCUAUGGCACAACCAAAAAAAUUGUACCAGCACAUUCACCAGAAAUGUACACAGAUAGAACUCAACUCGGAAAGUAAAUCAGCAGGAAGCCGAGAGAUGAAAGAUGCAUCUAAAGGGGAAGUUCUUUUGAAGGAUAUUUCAGUUGCAAAUUUAGGAGCAGCUUUGCAGCCUCUGUUUUUGGAGAAAGAGUUGGAUGAAUCAGUUUUAGAGAUGCUUAAAGAAGAAAAAAUAAGUGGACGUCUGUUUGCUGAAUUCACUCUAGAUGACAUCAAAGAAGUCUGUCCAGAUAUGCCGUAUGGGUAUAAAAAAACUUUGCUACAAACAAAAGAUGCAAUUCUAGAUAAAGAAAAAUCAGAGGGGCCCUUUUUACUUGUUGGAAAUUUGGAAAACCAACAGUUGGAACCUGGCGCUAAUAAUUUAGACGAAGAGACAGAUCCUCCAUGGCAAAGAUUAAGAGCUUUAGAUACCUUGACAAAUCCUGCACAAACAUAUCAUAAAAAUGCCGUUGUGAGAUCAGCAAAUUUGUAUAGACAUAAUCUUAUAGAACCCAUUCAAAAUUUCGUAUAUUUUGGUGAUGGUUCUGAACAAUCGCUUAUAAAAUGCAUACAAAAGUUCCUAUGCAAUUUCACUGCGGCUUGUCUGACAGAGCGAACAAAUGGAAUUAUUUAUUUUGGAAUAGAAGAAAAGAUAGAUAGAUAUGGAGAAAAAUGCGGAAUAAUAAAAGGGUUCAAAGCAAGGCCAUCAAAAAUUACUCAGAUAGUAUAUGAAACCUUACAGACAUCAUUUUUUGCCGAUCAGCUUCAUUUAAUUUUGAGAUGUAUCAGGCCACCACAAUUUAUUAAAAUCACAGAAAACCCCGAUGCCUUUCCAACCUAUGUAGUAGAAAUUGAUGUCCUGCCUAGUUUUGAACUAACAAAAUAUAGAACAUUUUACCAACGGGAAAAAAUCAGUGGAAAUGUCCUCAGUGUUUACACUUUCAAAGAAGGGCGACCAAGCAGGAUGAAUGACGAGGAACUUAAACAUUACAAUGAAACCAAAUCAGAUAUUUGUGAUAAUCGAGAAAAAAUGGAAAAAUCUCGGAAUAAUUUGCAGACUUGUGCAAACCUGCGUCAACAUUUUCUGGACUUGUACUCUGCUGGUAGCGGAAAUAAGCUUGUCAACGAGAUAUAUCCAGUUUUGAUUUUAAGUCCACUGGACCCUUCCGUUAAAGAGAAAUUAGAGCCAGAAAAAUUUGAAUUUUUGAUUGAUAUAGAUCCAUGUGUUAUUUUUGAUUUUCAUCCCACUGUUGAGGGAGAAGGGUUGUUUAAUGCUGUGGAUAAGAUUCCAUAUUAUAUUGUAAAACCAUACAUUAUCGAAGAUUUUGACAGGAAGAAAGAGGACAAUAUUAUAGCAGAAGUUGAAAACAAUCGCCAAGCUCUUCCAGGCUGGGUAUUUUGUAACGGAUAUGAGCCACUUGAUAUGAAAACGUACAAGAAAUUGGAUUGGAAAACAAAGCGCAGCGAGUCUUUUAAAGAAGCAAUAAGAAUUUAUCAAGAUUGUAUUCCUCCUGGAAGAGCAUUUGUGAUAUUUGCAAUCUUUUCAACAAAUUAUGACAUAAUGUUAGAAAUUGCGGAAGAAGUCAUCUUAAAAUUUCAAAAUCAGUGGAUAGUUUUGGCAGAGGAUGCUAGUCUUCUCGAUAAAUGGAAAUAUGAGCUGAUACGAAGAUCUAGUGUUGAUUCUGACACAUUCCGCAAAAGAUGUGUAGCUGGAAUUCCUUGGCAAUACUUAACUCAAAUUGUCAAAGAAGUCAAAAACAUUCAAAGAAGUUCAGAAUGCCAACUUUCAAACUCCUGUGGUGGAUCUUGCCAUUUAAAGAGCAAACUUCGCAGUGAACUGUGUGAUCUAGAUAUUCUUAGUAAAAAAGAGUGCGAAGAAUCAGAGAUAACCAAGGACACAAAAAAGUUAGAGGAGCAAAGUCGAAAAGCAGAAGAAGAAUUUUAUCGAGGCACAAGAGUUUCCUGGUGGAAUAUGUAUUUUAAGGACCAUGCUUUAAAACGUUCACAGCACGGCCAAAUUGCAGAAAGAUUGCACAAUUUAUUGAUGGGUAAAUUUAAUGAGGAUGACUCCAAAGUGGUCGUAUUUAAACUAUAUCAUCAACCAGGUUGUGGCGGAACAACAAUUGCAAUGCAGAUUUUAUGGUCUUUGAAAAAAAUUUACAGAUGCUGCAUUGUACGUAGACUUACAGAUCAGACGCAUAAUCAGAUACAAGUGCUUCGAGCAUAUGAAGACAAAAACCCUAUGCCCCCUGUGGUUCUGAUCGACAACGAAGAUGAAUUGAGGAUAACAAGUCUUCGUUUCAAGUUAGAACAGGAAGCUAAAGUAGCAAGUAGACACAGUGAGUCAAAACUGCAGGUUUACUGUUUACUUUUUCGUUGCAUAAGACGUGUACAUCUACCAAAUUCUAUAGACAUAAAUUCAUUUAUUUUGACUCAAAGUUUGGAAACUGAUGAAUUGGAAUGGUUUAGACGAAAACACGAACUAUUAUGUCAAAAACACAACGAAAAUCCAAAACGAGAUGUUAAUCCAAAGUAUCUGAUAUCUUUCAAUCUCCUUAAGGAGAAUUUCGAUGCAGAUUACAUCCAAAGAAAUGCAGCUCUUUAUGUGAAGGGGGUUGAAGAUGAAAAGGAAAGGAAAUUGCUUUUGUAUCUCUCUCUCAUUAAUACAUUUGACAUGGAAUUUCAGUCCAUACCACUGAGUUCAUUUGAUUUUAUAAUGAGCGAAGAUAGUAGAGCCAAAAAGACCAUUAUGACAUUUUCUAUGAGAUAUAGAGUAAAGGCAGGCUAUGAAGGAGAUUGGGAAACGCAUCUAAGUAACGCAAUCGAAGUUCUUUUAAGUAGAAAUAUUCAAGUGAAUACUGGAAGCCAAGGCAUUCAGAUUGUCAGCAAAGUGUUUGCACGUGCACUUUUAUUAAACAUGUUGAAAGAAGAAAACGUACCCUUGCAUGAGGUAGUUUGCAAAUUUCUCGAAUGUGCAAUGCUAAAAACUAAAAGCUUUUCGAUCACGGUUUUGAAGCGCAUACUUCAAGAUAUUUUGAAAAAGAGGGAAGAAUCUGAAAAGGGUAAAAAAGAAAUGUUUUCUCCUCUUGUUACACAUAUUCUUCAGAGGGAAGGUGGGGAUCGUGCAGCAGAAGUUCUAGAAUGUGGAUUUGAGAGAACAAAAGAUGCAAUGAUAGCUCAACAAACAGCUCGUUUGUAUAUAUUUCUGAAAAACUGGACAAAAGCAGAAGAAUUUGCUGAGAAAGCCGUUACUGAGAGGCCAGAAAAUUCUUAUCUGUGGGAUACAUAUGGUCAAAUAUACUUAAAACGUCUUGCAGACAUAUAUGAAUCAUGCUUGCAGGACGAAAGGUUCCUGACAACGAAAGAAAUUCAAGACGUCGUCGAAAUAGCUGUGAAAGGAAUGAGCUAUUUUGAAAAAGAGCAAUUGGUUAGUGAGCGUGAACAAUUCGCAACAGACAAUGAUGCUGGGUAUUUUGCAGAACUGCAAACGAUUGUUAUGGUGCUGGAUUUAUUUACAUUAUGGAAUCCUGAUCGCGGAAAACUUCACAAGUUUCUUGUUUCCGAAAACACACCAAAUGAUUUCAAAAUCUUUGAACGGAAACGUUUAGUGUUUUUGAAAGGAUUGCAUCAUCGCUCAGAAAACACUUUGACUAAACUUGAUGAUAAAUAUUCUCAACUGAAAAAUAUUUACAAAGCUGAGUCAACUUUUAAUCCUUCCUUGGAAGUCAUUAGAUUACGAGAAAAUCUUGAUAUCUAUUUUGGAGAAGGAGCAGUUGAAAUGCCGACCAAUUUAUUACCGAAAGAUGUUGCAUCUUACUGCAGAAGAAGAAUAAAUCGUAUCGGUGGUAGAUCCUUGGUCAGCAUAUUGCGUUUACGAAAUGAAGAUACACCAGAUAAUAUCUUUUUGGAGAUAUACGAAAAGGCAAAGUGGAUUAUAGAUCACGGUUUUGCCAGCCUGCAUGAUUAUUUAACAUUACUCGGUGUUUCUCUUGUGAGAAGCAUUGACUCAGAUGAAGAUAUGGAUUUUGAAAGUAUGAUUCAGUGGAGCAGUAUGGCUUACAAAAUGGUCACGGAUCCAAGUUAUGAAGAUCGUCCAAAUCUAGAAGCAUUCAUGUAUUUUGUUAUUAUUCAUUGGCCAACAGAAAGCAGACGAAAAUAUCAAGGCCUGCUCUGUUCCCCUGAAGAAAUCGCCGAAGCGAUACGGAGAUGGAAAAAAGCCUUUCGAAAAAUCUACCCCCGACAAGAGGAUACAAAUCUGUAUCGUAAAAAAGAAACAACUUACUUCUUUUUAGGCAGUGGUCGGAAGGACAUCAUAUACUAUGAAGAGCUUGGUGACAAUUCACGUUAUCAGGACGUUUUUAGAACUGAAAAAGUUAGAACAAGGUUACAGAGAUUGAAAGGAAUACUUUUGAGAGAUGGAUGGGAAAUUAAAUAUGCAAUAACUAGUCUCUCGGGAAAUUCUUCUAGCAUUGGUAUCACAAAUUCCUUUCCUACCUCUUCCGUGCUAUGGAACAGGACAGUUUAUUUCUAUGUUGGAUUUAGCUGGAAUGGUCCAAAAGCUUUCUGUGUUACUAGAGAGGAGGAUCCAACAAUAUCAGCUACGACAGAAGUAUCAGAGGAAGGAAUAUCAAGGCAAUCUCAGACAAAAAAGACACAGAAUGAAUUUGAAAAAUACGAAAGCGUAUCAACUCUCAACAAGCUAUACAAAGCUCUUAGAGAUAUUGAUCGCCGUCUCGAAAAAUCGAAAAAGAAGAAAGGACGUUUCCAAAGUGACGAAAAGGAUGAAGAUACGCCUCAAGAAAAAGCCUUGAAAGAAGAGAGACAGAAAUUGAUAAGUUCUCGUUUGGAUUAUUUACAAAUGCAGAUAGAAAUGAAUUAACCACUGAUUAUUAAACCAAAACUUUCCCAUUUACGAGGGUUUUCCGUAAAGUUUGUGGACAAGCUAAGAAUUAAAUAAAUGUUUUG
Saccostrea cuccullata (small rock oyster) is the source of this 5519-nucleotide messenger RNA. Its product is annotated as sterile alpha motif domain-containing protein 9-like. The transcript has 5 exons. The record is from RefSeq and is a predicted model, not a curated record. Gene Ontology annotation, molecular function: protein binding. Gene Ontology annotation, cellular component: cytoplasm. Bases 1 to 5433 code for a protein of 1810 amino acids. Lineage: Eukaryota; Metazoa; Mollusca; Bivalvia; Ostreida; Ostreidae.